AUGGCAGAGCCAUUGCAAGAAGUUUACCCAAUGGUGGAGCUGGCUCCGCUACCACGCGCACACAUGCACCCUCUCGUCGAACCUCGCGAAAUUUCACCACCAACUUCAUCUCCUACACCAUCCAUUGGCGCGGAUGAUGGACCACUAUACAAACCAGCAACCGCCCUUGCAGACCCCGAAGCUCCAUCUGCCCGGACGAAGCGCGAAUCAUACGAAUUAUGCGGCAGUACCUACCUAAUCACUAAUACGGGAAAGACCCUCAAACUCCCAGUGCCAUCCGAUAGCAAAGCGGACCCUUUGAAUUGGAGUAAAUGGAAAACCGCCGGGGCCCUGUUUGCAGUUUUCCUGUUCUCGGUCGUGUGUCUGACUGCCGCUCAAGCCUCCUCCGUGUUGUUGGAGGCCAUUCAAAUCGAUUUCCGGGACGAAGUAAGAAUCAACUCCUCUCUGGACUCACUUGGGACUAACAAGUUGCCUGAGGGAGUCAAGCCCUGGUUAAUAAAGGCGCUCUAUACGGGACCAACCCUCUUCAUGGGCAUUGGGUGUUUCUUUUGGGUGCCACUGUCCAUUGGCAUGGGAAGACGGCCCGCGUUGCUGAUAGCCAGUCUUGUUGCGCUCUUCGCUACCAUUUGGGCGUCUGAAGCACGCUCAUUCGCCUCCCUUGUCGUAGCUCUGUGCGUAAUAGGACUGAGCGAGGGACUCAGCCUCUCCCUGGCCUUCCUGAUGGUGAUUGAUUUGACGUAUAUCAACCAACGAUCCAAAGCCGUGGCCGGAAUGUGGUGCCUAGCAGGUUGUUUUGGCACUUCAGGUGUCGGAUUAGUACCAGUCAUGUCGAAUCACGGCCAUGACUGGAGGGCCUUCUUUCACUACUGGACGAUACCAAUCAUUGUGUCAAUCAUUGUCACUUUCACCCUCUACCCGGAGACCUACUUCAAGAGACCAACAGUGGCCUUUGACGGGAUGAUCCUCAUGCAAAGUGCGACUGAAAAGCUCACAGUGUACCAAGACGUCAAGGAAGACUCUAGCAUAUACCGCGAUCUCCCCGAAUACCCUCUUCGGACAGGGUUCGCAGGUCUUCGUGACCGCCUAGGUCUUGCUCGUUCGCCAUUCGCAUCUUGGAUAUCCAUGGGCCGUUGCUUUCUCCAAAUGGGCUACUGCAUCAUAAAUCCCCUUAUCUUUUGGGUCUUCAUUGCCUCAUCAUUCAACUCGGCCAGCAUGAUCUUUAUUGGUGUAACAUAUGCCCGAGUCCUUCUUGCGCCACCUUACAACAUUUCUCACGACCUUGUCGGCACUGUCAACGUCGCAUCCGGUGUAGGUGCUUUUUGUGGUUUCUUCGUCUACUAUUUCAUCAUCAGCAAGGUUGUGACACGCCUGUCACAUCGAAAUCACGGCGUCCUCGAAGCGGAGCAUUAUCUCAUUAGCUACAUUGUGCCAAUCUCAACCGGUGCGACGGGCUCAUUGAUUUAUGGCUUGGCCGUUCAACACCAGUGGCCGGAGGGUUGGAUCUACUUUUCUUAUGGACUCAAUGGGUUUGCCUUUGUCACGCUCAUGGUUUCCAAUACACUUUGGGUGACUGAAGCGUUUCCAAGGUGGGCAGCACCAGCACUUGCAGUUGUAGGAGGGGGCUGCUAUCUCCUCUCCUUUGCGAUGAGCUUUGCACUCGUCCCAUGGCUCGAGUCGCAAGGGUUCCAAUGGGUUGGCAUUCAAUUGAGCAUCCUCCAAAUUGUGGGUGGGUUGGUCGCAAUGCCAGUCGCUUUCUGGGGCAAGAGUGGGCGGCAAGCUAUUCAAGGGCGGUGGGCGGAAGAUCGCAGUGGAGCGCUGAGGCCGCUUUGA
This is a messenger RNA of Plenodomus lingam JN3, 1830 nucleotides long. The record is from RefSeq and is a predicted model, not a curated record. NCBI's taxonomy places the organism in Eukaryota, Fungi, Ascomycota, Dothideomycetes, Pleosporales, Leptosphaeriaceae.